GGUUCUAGCUUCAAUGACCUAGCUUCCCUGGCAACUAAGAUGAAGGCAAACAUGGAGAAGUGGUUUGGCUGCUUUCUUGAUCACACUGAUUCUAAGUUUUCACCCCUCAUUGCUGCUGCUUGCUACCUCGACCCAACAGUUGCACCUGAAGCACUCCUUGAAAAUGAUGACGAGCAAAGUGAGGCACUUCUGGGAAAAGCAGAAGAGUACAUAGCUCAGUUGGUGCCACCUGUUUUACAGGAAGAUGAGGCAGAAGAUGAGAAGCCAGGGGAAGAGGGAGAGGAGGAAUCCAAAGAGGGACCACAGAGAAAGCGGCCCAGAUUCAAGUUUUUGUCUAGUCGGCCAUCCAGAUCUGGCUUCUCAAAGCCGUGCAUCAUGCAGGAAAUGAAGAAAUUCAAGGAGCAGCUGUCACAGCCUACAAACCAAGAGACUGCCCUUGAUUUUUGGGCUGCAC
This is a messenger RNA of Austrofundulus limnaeus, 454 nucleotides long. RefSeq names its product zinc finger BED domain-containing protein 4. Lineage: Eukaryota; Metazoa; Chordata; Actinopteri; Cyprinodontiformes; Rivulidae. The record is from RefSeq and is a predicted model, not a curated record.